AUGAAUAAUACCAGUUUGCCUUCGCUGGGGAACCUACCACAGUGGUCAAGAGUAGGACGACUGGAUAAAUCAAGCCAUCUUCAACUUGGCAUCGAGAAUAACCAGGGACCUCAGCCUCACUCUCAGUCCCAAUCUGUUGAAGUCUGGAAAAAAGACCCACAUAAACUAGUCAUGGAUUUGGAGAGAAGCCUGAAGUUCCUGCAGCAGCAGCAUGCUGAGACCCUAAUGAAGCUUCAUGAGGAAAUUGAGUAUCUCAGAAGGGAAAACAAAGAGCUUCAUUAUAAACUCAUAAUGAAUCAGUCGAUGCAGGUAAAAGGUGAUAAUUUAACUCCCACCUUGUCUGACAAGUUCCUUUCAAGGCAAGGUUCAGCAGCUGCUGCAGGCUCUAGGUAUUCACUGACAAACAGGCAGCAGAUGGACCAGCCCAAAAAGCAAAAACUGAAUACAGAAGAACAGGUGGUCACUGUGGUACAAGGGGAACCAGAGCCUCCCCGUCCAAAGGUGGAGAAGCCACAAGAGGAGGUUCUUUCUAGAGAGGACAGAGAAGUCUCUGAUAAAAUUACAUCUCCAGUACUUUCACUGCCAUGCCAGAUUAAAUCUGGGCAAGCUCAGGUACCACCAGCCUCCUCCAACCCUUUCCUGGUGAGUGUCCUCCCCUCCCACAUCCGGAAACCACCUACACUGGAAGAGUGUGAGAUUGUCAUUCACCAGCUAUGGAACAUCAACCACAUGCAGGCACAAGAGCUGAUGUAUUUGAAAUCGUAUCUGGAGGACAUCCACAAGAACAAAAGGAUUCCUGAAGAUUAUCUGCUAGCCAGCCAGAUUGGGAAUCAAGAAGUUUCACGAUUACCCAAAAUGCUAAAAGGUACAUCUAAGAAAUGUUUGAUUUUAACUCCACUGCCAGCUGCUGAAAGGGCAGUUCUGCCAGCACUGAAGCAAACACUGGGAAACAGUUUUGCUGAGAGACAGAAGAGAACUCAAGCUAUUCAAAGAAGCCGUCUUCGUCGCACUGUGCUUUAG
Molecule: messenger RNA, 1020 nt
Organism: Emys orbicularis (European pond turtle)
Lineage: Eukaryota; Metazoa; Chordata; Testudines; Emydidae
Gene: CCDC74B
Product: coiled-coil domain containing 74B
Exons: 8
Coding region: 1-1020 (339 amino acids)
Source: RefSeq, a predicted model, not a curated record